Diversispora eburnea is the source of this 741-nucleotide messenger RNA. The record is from the annotation of a GenBank genome assembly. NCBI's taxonomy places the organism in Eukaryota, Fungi, Glomeromycota, Glomeromycetes, Diversisporales, Diversisporaceae.
AUGUAUUCAAAUCCAUAUCUACACUUCUAUCCACCGCCACCACAUCCGCCUCCUCCCAAAAACCUUACUUUACAAACAGAUCCUCGACAUGUCUUAAGUUUUCGUGAAUUCUAUCAGAAACAUUUUAACACGCAUAGAGAUUUUUUUCAAUUUGCUUUAGAUCCAAAACCUUUUAGUUUAUGGAGAAUCGAAAGUUGCAAUUUUAAUUGGCAGAAUCAGCCUUUUUAUAAGUAUCCUUAUGAGUAUAAUGAAAGAAACCGAGAACGUAACUGGAAUCAAUAUCGAGAAUCAAGAGAAGAGGAGGAAGAACCGUACGAUGAAGAGAAUCAACCGUAUGAAGAUUAUGUAGAUUAUGAAGAAAAUAAGGAGAAUGAGGAAAAAAUGCAGUUCGUUUUGAGCGAUGAGGCCAUUGCUAUGUUUCGCUUUUCCGAGUUGAGAAUAUUGAAACUUAAAGAAAAUGAAGAAAAUGGGAAGGUAGAGUAUUCCUCAUCAUCACCAUCAACCACAUAUGUUACUUCUGAACCAAACCCAGCAGAAUUACAACCUUCAAAUUUAUCAGCUAAAGAAGCUCGAGAAUUCUAUGGAGAUUCAUAUUCUACUAUUAAAGUUAUGGAAGCAACAUUGAACAAUAUUUAUGUAAAAAGUUAUGAAAUUAAACAAGAUCAGAAUAAUGAUAAUGAAAAUAAUGAAGAGGAGAAUAUGGUGGUAUAUUGGCCAGUUUUACCUUUGAAAUUUACAUAA